Molecule: messenger RNA, 8070 nt
Organism: Alligator mississippiensis (American alligator)
Lineage: Eukaryota; Metazoa; Chordata; Crocodylia; Alligatoridae
Gene: PTCH1
Product: patched 1
Exons: 24
Coding region: 373-4710 (1445 amino acids)
Biological process (GO): smoothened signaling pathway
Cellular component (GO): plasma membrane
Molecular function (GO): hedgehog receptor activity; hedgehog family protein binding; smoothened binding
Source: RefSeq, a predicted model, not a curated record
CGGGAGGAUUAAACCCCCAGAUCCCGGGCCGGGGGGGAAGCCGCCGCACUCACCCGCGCCCCGCUCGCACACACGCUGGAUGCGGGAAGCGGAGCCCCCCGGAUCCUCGCGAAAUGUUGCAAUGGAAGGCGCAGGGUCUGCCUCGCCGGGAGCCGCCGCCGCCGCCGCAGCCCGCGCGGUGUGAAGAGGUGGCUUGUCAGCAGCAGCAGCAGCAGCCGGAGAGAAGCGCCGCCAGCUCAGCCAGCCCCCGGUGCCCCCGCAUCGCCCCAGCGCGGCCGCCGCGCGCCGCGGGGAAGCCCAGGCGAGCCAGCCCGCGGGUCGCCCAAACAACAACAGCCGCCGCAGCAGCAGCCCCGUCCCGGCGGCGGCAACAUGGCCUCGGCUGGUAACAUUUCGGAGCCGGAGAGCAGCGGCGGCGGGGCUGGCGGUGGCUGUAGGGACCCCGAGGGGCCGGAGGGGAGCGGCAGCAGAAGGCGGAGGAGGACCGGGGGGACCAGACGCGCUGCGGCGCCCGAGCUGGACUGUCUGCAGCGGCCGAGCUACUGCGAUGCAGCUUUCGCCUUGGAGCAGAUCUCAAAGGGGAAGGCGACUGGAAGAAAAGCACCGCUGUGGCUAAGAGCGAAGUUUCAAAGACUAUUAUUCAAACUGGGCUGUUACAUUCAAAAAAACUGCGGCAAGUUUUUGGUUGUCGGCCUCCUCAUCUUUGGGGCUUUCGCUGUAGGAUUAAGGGCAGCUAAUCUCGAGACCAACGUGGAGGAGCUCUGGGUGGAAGUUGGUGGACGAGUAAGUCAGGAGUUAAAUUACACACGUCACAAGAUUGGAGAGGAGGCCAUGUUUAAUCCCCAGCUCAUGAUUCAGACACCACAGGAAGAGGGUGCUAAUGUACUAACAACAGAAGCACUCAAACAGCACCUUGAAUCUGCACUUCAAGCCAGCAGGGUACACAUUUAUAUGUACAACAGGCAAUGGAAAUUGGAACAUUUAUGUUAUAAAUCAGGAGAACUUAUCACAGAAGCAGGUUACAUGGACCAGAUUAUAGAAUAUCUUUACCCUUGUUUAAUUAUCACUCCUUUGGACUGCUUUUGGGAGGGGGCAAAAUUACAGUCAGGAACUGCCUAUCUACUAGGAAAGCCUCCUUUGCAGUGGAUAAACUUUGACCCCUUAGAAUUUUUGGAAGAGUUAAAGAAAAUAAACUAUCAAGUAGAGAGCUGGGAGGAAAUGCUGAAUAAAGCAGAGGUUGGUCAUGGUUACAUGGAUCGACCUUGCCUGAAUCCUGCUGAUCCUGAUUGCCCAGUCACAGCCCCCAAUAAAAAUUCAACCAAACCUCUUGAUGUGGCCCUUGUUUUAAGUGGUGGAUGCUAUGGAUUGUCAAAAAAGUACAUGCACUGGCAGGAGGAGCUGAUUAUAGGUGGUACAGUCAAGAACAGUUCUGGAAAGCUUGUCAGUGCCCAGGCUUUGCAGACCAUGUUUCAGUUAAUGACUCCAAAGCAAAUGUAUGAGCACUUCAAGGGCUAUGAGUAUGUUUCACACAUCAACUGGAAUGAGGACAAGGCAGCAGCAAUUCUGGAAGCCUGGCAGAGGAUGUAUGUUGAGGUUGUUCAUCAAAGUGUCGCACAAAAUUCUACUCAGAAGGUGCUUUCCUUUACAACAACUACUCUGGAUGACAUCCUAAAAUCAUUUUCUGACGUCAGUGUUAUCAGAGUUGCCAGUGGCUACUUAUUAAUGCUUGCCUAUGCCUGUUUAACCAUGCUGCGGUGGGACUGUGCCAAGUCCCAGGGUGCCGUGGGGCUGGCAGGAGUCUUGUUGGUUGCACUCUCAGUGGCUGCUGGAUUGGGCCUGUGCUCAUUGAUUGGAAUUUCCUUUAAUGCUGCCACAACUCAGGUUUUGCCUUUUCUUGCCCUUGGAGUUGGUGUAGAUGACGUUUUCCUUCUGGCACAUGCAUUUAGUGAAACAGGGCAGAAUAAGAGAAUUCCAUUUGAGGACAGAACAGGUGAAUGUUUGAAGCGGACAGGAGCAAGCGUGGCCCUUACAUCUAUCAGUAAUGUUACUGCAUUCUUUAUGGCUGCCUUAAUCCCUAUUCCUGCUUUACGGGCAUUUUCACUCCAAGCUGCAGUUGUUGUAGUAUUCAACUUCGCCAUGGUUCUGCUAAUUUUUCCUGCUAUUCUGAGCAUGGACCUGUACCGUCGGGAGGACAGGAGAUUGGAUAUAUUCUGCUGCUUUACAAGUCCAUGUGCUAGUAGAGUGAUUCAGAUUGAGCCUCAAGCAUAUGCAGAUAACAAUGACAAUGCUCGCUACAGCCCACCGCCGCCCUACAGCAGGCAUAGUUUUGCACAAGAAACUCAGAUUACAAUGCAGUCCACAGUGCAGUUACGCACAGAAUAUGACCCUCAUACGCAGGUGUACUAUACUACAGCAGAGCCUCGCUCAGAAAUAUCCGUGCAACCAGUCACAGUGACACAGGAUAACCUCAGCUGCCAGAGCCCAGAAAGCACAAGCUCAACGAGGGAUUUGCUUUCCCAAUUCUCAGAAUCUAACAUGCAUUGUCUGGAGCCACCCUGUACUAAAUGGACACUCUCAUCUUUUGCUGAAAAGCACUAUGCUCCCUUCCUGCUAAAACCAAAAGCCAAGAUUGUGGUUAUUUUCCUCUUUCUGGGUUUACUUGGGCUCAGUCUUUACGGAACUACCAGAGUGAAAGAUGGACUGGACCUCACAGACAUUGUACCACGAGAAACCCGGGAAUAUGACUUUAUUGCUGCACAGUUCAAGUACUUCUCUUUCUACAACAUGUAUAUAGUGACCCAGAAAGCAGACUAUCCCAAUACCCAGCACUUACUUUAUGAACUUCAUAAAAGUUUCAGCAAUGUGACAUAUGUUUUGUUGGAAGAAAACAAGCAGCUUCCAAAAAUGUGGUUGCAUUACUUUCGAGACUGGCUGCAAGGACUUCAGGAUGCAUUUGACAGUGACUGGGAAACUGGGAAAAUCACAUAUAACAAUUAUAAAAAUGGAUCUGACGAUGCUGUUCUGGCUUACAAACUUCUGGUGCAAACAGGAAACCGAGAUAAACCCAUUGAUGUCAGUCAGUUGACUAAACAGCGUCUGGUGGAUGCAGAUGGGAUCAUUAACCCAAAUGCUUUCUACAUCUACCUGACAGCCUGGGUUAGCAAUGACCCCGUGGCCUAUGCUGCCUCACAAGCCAACAUCCGGCCUCACCGUCCAGAAUGGGUCCAUGACAAAGCAGACUAUAUGCCAGAAACAAGGCUGAGAAUUCCAGCAGCUGAGCCCAUUGAAUACGCUCAGUUUCCUUUCUACCUCAAUGGAUUACGUGAAACUUCUGACUUUGUGGAAGCUAUUGAGAAAGUGAGAGCUAUCUGUAAUAACUACACCAGCCUGGGCAUCUCCAGCUACCCAAAUGGAUACCCAUUUCUUUUUUGGGAACAGUACAUUGGGCUUCGCCACUGGCUUCUCUUGUCCAUUAGUGUGGUUUUGGCUUGCACGUUUCUGGUGUGUGCCCUCUUCCUCCUAAACCCCUGGACGGCUGGGAUCAUUGUGGUGGUGCUGGCUCUGAUGACAGUGGAACUGUUUGGCAUGAUGGGUCUCAUUGGAAUAAAGCUGAGUGCAGUGCCUGUAGUUAUCCUGAUUGCCUCAGUUGGUAUAGGUGUGGAAUUCACGGUUCACGUUGCUUUGGCAUUUUUAACUGCUGUAGGAGACAAGAACCGCAGGGCUGUCCUUGCAUUGGAACAUAUGUUUGCACCAGUGUUGGAUGGAGCAGUGUCUACUCUGCUUGGAGUGUUAAUGCUUGCAGGAUCUGAGUUUGAUUUUAUUGUCAGGUAUUUCUUUGCUGUUUUGGCAAUCCUAACAAUUCUGGGAGUUCUAAAUGGAUUGGUGCUGCUUCCAGUUCUACUUUCCCUCUUUGGACCAUAUCCUGAGGUUUCUCCAACCAAUGGACGGAACAGAUUACCUACACCAUCUCCUGAGCCACCCCCUAGCAUUGUGAGGUUUGCACUGCCACCUGGACAAAAUAAUGGAUCAGAUUCUUCUGAUUCUGAGUACAGUUCUCAAACCACCAUGUCAGGACUGAGUGAGGAGCUCCAUCAGUAUGAGCCUACUCAGGGCUCUGGUGCACCAAUGCAUCAAGUAAGAGUGGAAGCAACUGAGAAUCCUGUGUUUGCCAGAUCUACGGUGGUUCAGCCAGAGAACAAGCAUCAUCAGUCAAAUCCAAGAUUACAAACUAACCCAGAAGCUGGGUCCCAGCAGACGUGGCAUCAAAACAGACAAGCCAAAAGAGAAUCAAUGGAAGGACUGCGACCACCCCCAUACAGGCCACGCAGGGACGCUUUUGAAAUUUCUGCUGAAGGGCAUUCUGGACCUAACAAUAAGGACCGCUUGGGCCACAGGGCUCGUUCUCAUAACAUUAGAAACCCAGCAUUUACUGCCAUGGGUGCUUCAGUGCCAGCAUACUGCCAGCCUAUCACUACUGUGACUGCCUCAGCUUCAGUUACUGUUGCUGUACACCCUGCUGUGCACAGCCAUAACUCUCGUGGAGGAGGCUUUCCAUCCUAUGAGGGAUACCAGGAAACCGACCAUGGACCAUUUGAGGACCCCCACGUGCCUUUUAACGUACGGUGUGAGAGGAGACACUCUAAAGUAGAAGUCAUAGAAUUGCAAGACGUUGAAUGUGAAGAAAGGACACAUGGCAACGGCUCAGAUUAAGGGUAAUAACUGAAGCAAAGAAGAGGCCAAAGAUGGAAAACCUCCUCUUUCCAGAACUGCUUGAAGAGAACUGCUUGAAGUUAUGGAAAAGGACAUGCUGCAUCAGGACAACAGUUCACUGUUACUGUAACCUAUUGUAUUAUUUUGUUAAAUAUUUCUAUAAAUAUUUAAAAGGUGUACACAGAUGUAAUAUACAAAAAGAACAAUGUAAAGUAGUAUAAUCUGGAGUUGUUUAACUCCUGUUAAUAGAGUGGGAACAAUAUUGUUUUUGCUCUGUACUUAAUGUACAUUGAUCUCUGUGCCACAACUAAGCUUAAUCUAGUUCUAAAUUUCAGCAUAUGUUGCUGCUGCUUAAAUAUUGUAUAAUUUACUUGUAUAAUUCUAUGCAAAUAUUGCUUAUGUAAUAGGAUUAUGUUUUGUAAAGGUACGUGUCUGUUUAAAAUAUUUUAAAUUUGCUUAUCACAACCCUGUGGUAGUAUGAAAUGUUACUGUUAACUUUCAAACACGCUAUGCGUGAUAAUUUUUUAAUGAGCAGAUAUGAAGAAAAGCACGUUAAUCUUGGUGGCUUAAAUAGGGUUAGUUAUGUGCAGGUUUUGUUUUGCUCUGUGUGUGUGUGUUUGUGUGUGUAUGCGUGUGUGUAUAUGUUCCCAGCGUACUGUAUUUUUUUACUGUAUGGUAACCCUUAGUGGGCUUAUACGCUCACUGAUUCUGGCAGUGUAGAUGUCCUUAUUGUUAAGCACUAAUGAAAAAUACAUUGGUGCUAAACAGUGGAAGAUCCAGACUGCCAUCAUCAAAGGGCUAAAAUAAAACAGAAGAGAGGACAGGGAGUCAGGGCUUGUGGUUUCUAUUCCCAUCUCUUCGCUUGUGGCAUGUGACUUUGGGCAAGUUUCUUUACCUCCCUGUGCCUCCGUUUCUGCAUCAGUAAAAUGGGUAUAAUAAUACUUACCUACCUCCCAGGAGUGUUGUGAGGCUUAAUUACUGUUUGUGAACUGCUUUGAUGUUAUUAGUGAAAGGUGCCAUGUAAGUACAAUACAUUAUAACUAUUUUUCUUAACUGCAAAGGUGCUGGAUAUUAAGAGGUGCUUGUGGAUAUAGAAAUUCAUUAAACAUGCCUUAUUUUGAUACACAUAUUGUAGAUUAUGGACCAGCAUUACAAACUAAAUAAUCUGGUAGUUAGGUGGUGAGUCAUUGCUGUGUUCUUACAGUGUUACUAUAACUGUAUAUUUUAGAGCAAAACAGUAUCCUUCAUCACCUUAUUUGCAUGGCAGGAAGCAAGUCUGUAUGCAGUGAGAAAAAUCAAAUAUAAGGAGAAUGUUUUUAGAAGUCUUCCGUUUUAACUUUUAAAUAUAAUUGAUUUUCUACUGGAUCCAGGACCAUAAUGAAUGACAACUAAGGCCUGGAGUGAUUUUUUUCGCCCCCAAGGUAACUUGUACUGCAUUGGCACUUUUAAUUAAAUAGUUACACCAGGAGCCCUUUGUGAAUCUAAUUUAGCUUUUUUUUUCUUUUUAAGUUACAUUGCUGCAGGUGAAGGGCCUCCAAAACACUACAAUGGUUAGUCUCUAAAAGGAACAGUAAUUUAAAACAGGGGUCGUCAACCUUUCACUAACAGCAGGCUGAAUUAACACAGGUUGGACCUCCUUGGUCCGGAGGUGGCAGCUGAUGGAAAUGGCGGACUGAAGCAGCAGUUGACAGAAGCAGCCACUAAGUGGUGUGUUCUUGCGCAAACAUGCAUGGUGAGCCACAGGUUGCCAACCUCUGAUUUAAAAUACUAGAAAAGAAAUCUUCACUAUUUUUCCCUCUACCUUUUUUUUUUGUGUGUGCCCCUCUCCUACCUGUCUUUUCAGCACAGAGGAGUAGGUUAAAAAGAUAUAUGCUUAAAACACAUAUGCAGCGUAAGAAAAAAAAAACAAGCUCUGUGUUGAGAAAUAUAAGUGGCCACUCCCGGUAGGCAUUGCUUGUUUGAUACAAAGCUAUACUUCUCCAAUGGCUGAAAGUCCUGUCCUUGCCUACAGACUUUCCCAGCCCAGCUAAGGAGCAUGGCUAGCAUGAACUAAUUGUCAUGCCUUUUUUGCUCACUUGAAAAUCCUUUGACACGAGGCACUUGUUUACAGAUCUCCAAGGUGAACAUUCAGAGAACAGGUGAUGAGCCUGGCUUUGCUCCAAUGGUACAUAAGCUACUGUUUAGAUGCACACUAAGGGUUAAUCUCGUAACUGCCUACUGGUCCAGCUCACUGUCUAACAUGAAAACUCUUAAUGACAAAAAGACAACAGGCCCCAAUUUAGCACUAGCAGCGCAGUGACCUCAGAUCAUAAAAACUCUGCAACAAAACUGUAUGAUACUAAUUGGAAGCUACCUUCAACUGCCAAGUGUAUAUGUUACUGUGUCAGAGGUCACUAUGGCUUCCCACUGCUACUGCUUUGGUGUCUAUCAGUCAGUCACUCCCCACCCCCACCUUUUUUUUCUGGUUGAUGACAGGAAAGAGGGAGCAAAGAAGAGUCUUAAUGUGUCCUAUCUCCCCUAAAUCCUUGUUCUGUAUGUUUGUGUGUGGGUGAGCUGUCUGCUGCUUUCUGCACAAUGUAGACCUUCUCCUAUAGUCACAUUGGCAAAGGGAGAACUCAGUGGCUGGCAACAUUUUUGGUUUGUUUUUUUAACUUUUUUUUUUAAUCGUGGGUGAUAUUUAUAUUUUUGUAUCAUAAGAAUGUUUUCUUACAGUAUUUGUCAUGCCAGUUUAUAACAAACAGAAUGCAGGGAUUUUAUUUCUAUUGGAAACACUAUUACAGCUAUGUUUUUACUUUUUAAUGGAAUUUUUAUUUGUAUAGUGUGCUUACUAAUGUUAAAUAGGAAAGAGUAUAUAACAUUUACAUUGAGGACUCGUCGUAGCUUUUAGUGUAAGGAGUUAAAAGGAAAAAAUAUUCAAACUGGGUCUCAUUGCCUGCCUAUUUUGGCAGGAGUGGGUUUGUGUCAUUACAGUUACAAAGAUAAAAGUAUGCCAUAUAAUUUAUUUAUAUGAAAAUCUAUUUUUGUAGUGUACAUAGUAGCCAUCAAGUCUUUUGACAGAAGUAUAUUUUUAAAGAGUUUAUAUGUAAUGAUGAUACCAUUAUGUUUUGGAACAUUGCUGAGAUGUGAUUACCGUGCACACUUUUCCUUGUAAACCCCAUUGUGGAAAAGAAAAUGUUUAACAGUGUUAAGAAAGAAAGAGAGUGUGAAUAUUCAUGCAAUUCUGAACUGUGUUUUAGUUACCAUUUGUGAUCUAGUGUGGUUCUCAUUUUAAACCUUGAGUGGAAAUUGUACAAACUCUCUAAAUAUUAAUGUUCAAACACUGAUAGAAAUUCUAACAUGAAUAAAAAAUAUUAUAACUUA